UGAAGUUAUUAGACGCAGACAUUAACGGACAUAGAAAGAGCGAGAGAGAACGAGCGAAAGGGGACGGAGACCAAGGAGGAAAGGAAGGUAGCUUCUGCAGAAGAAGAAUGCCGAGGAGGAAGAAGAUGGAUCUAAUCUUCUUCAUCUGCGUAUUAUAGAUGGCUUCUUUUGCUUCUUAUGUUAGAUGGCCAACUCUCAACAACGAUGCGUGUUUGUUGGAAACAUACCGUACGAUGCGACUGAAGAACAACUUAUUCAAAUCUGUGAAGAGGUUGGGCCUGUCGUAUCUUUCAGAUUAGUAAUUGAUAGAGAAACCGGUAAACCAAAAGGUUAUGGGUUCUGUGAGUACAAAGAUGAAGAGACAGCUCUAAGUGCUCGUCGCAAUCUUCAGGGCUAUGCGAUCAAUGGCCGCCAAUUACGGGUUGACUUUGCUGAAAACGAUAAAAAUUCUGACAGAAACCGAGAAAAGGGCCGCUGUGGACCUGGAUUGGCUUCAAAUGUUGAUGCUCAAAAACAAUUAGGUGGCCUUGCAAUUCUUGGGGAUUCUGCUCUUCAUCAGCCAAUUGGUCUCCCAUUGGCUGCCACUGCUGCAUCAGUCAUGGCUGGAGCUUUGGGGGAUGUUCAGACUGCUGGCAUGUCCUCGAAGCAAAAUGGUCUGCUUGGUCAUUCUGGUUUGGGCAAUGACCCUUUAACCCAUUACAUGGCUAAAAUGUCUUGGAACCAAUUGUAUGAGAUAAUGUCAGAGAUUAAGGUAAUGGCUAUACAGAACAAGGAACUAGCCCGCCAACUGCUACUUGCAAGUCCGCAGUUGCCAAAAGCUCUUUUCCAGGCACAAAUAAUGCUAGGAAUGGUGAAGCCACAAGUGUUGCAGAUGCAAAAUAUUCGGCAGUCUCCUGGUUCACAACUCCAGUCUCAAUUGCAAGAAGGAAAGCAGGGUCAGCAGUCAGCUUUACGUCCUAUUCCUGGACAAAUACCUCUGUUGCAGAAUAAUAUGCAGAUUGGGUUGAUGUCUCGAUUACAAGAAGGUCAAGUGCCUGCUCUUCCUCAGAGUGCUUCAGUUAACAGCCAGCCUUCACUUCUGCUUCAGCAAGGUCUUAUUCAACCUCGAUUUCAGCAUCCACACCAAGCACAGAGUCAAGUUCUAGUAGAGUCAUUAGUGCCAGGGCAGUCUGGAGUUUCAACAGUUUCAUCCAUACAAACACAACCUUACUCUGGUCUUUCCGUUCCACUACAAACUCCAGCAUUAGCAACUUCUACUGCUUUAAAGCAGCAAGUUCAACCCCCUCUGCUACAGCCGCCUAGACCGGUUGGUGCUGUGAACUCAGGGCACAAUGCUCAGUUGCGUCACCCCAAUGCAGGUCUUCAACAUCCUUCACUUUUGCUUCGUCCUCUGUCAUCCCAGCCAAGCUUUCAGCCUGGCUCAUCAGCAUUACCAGGUGGACCAGAGACAGUUCACAGAGAUGCUGAAAGAUCUGCUCAGGCUACUGAUAAUGGAACCUGGGCUACUAGGAGUAACAACUAUUCAAACAUGCCUUCAGGGUUACCUGAACAAACAAACAUUGUUACCGAUUCUUCAGAAGGGAUGAAUCAUCCUUCUAAACUGGCAAGGUUGAAAGAUGGAAGGCAAGAUUCUCAUAGAGUGGUGAAUGUGAAUACUUCUGCAACUGGAUCAUUGGCUGCAAACCUAGCCUCUAGUACUGACGGAGUACAACAAUAUGAGAAAAAAUUUCCUCCGUUGCAGCUUCCACCUGAGGUAGAAUCCACUCUGCUGCAGCAAGUGAUGACCCUCACACCAGAGCAGUUGAGGUCAUUGCCUCCGGAGCAGCAGCAACAAGUGAUUCAACUCCAACAAAUGCUCCGGUGAGUUCAACCCUAGAUGCUUUUGCUGAUGUAUCAGGCUAGCCUGGCGUUGCCUUCUUUCAGGCCUUCACAAGUUGUUGCUGAUGUAGGCAGGUUGGUUGUAAGAUUUUAUCAUGCCCAAUGGUUUGGAAGUGAUGGGUUGAAGGCACUUGUGUUCUGAUUCUGAAUUUCAAGGGGAUGAUUACAUUUAUGUAACAAAUUAUGUGACUGUGAAUAGCAUCUGUCAUUGAGUAAAAAAGAAAGAAGAUGAAAAAAAGGAAGUUCUGAGGUAUUCUUUUCAUAAAGGAUACUGAAAAUUCUGACCCAAUGUAAUUGCCUGUUGUUUGCUUCUUUCUUCCUUAUUACCUCUGAACUAACAAUAUUCUUUGCACAAGGGGAAGUAAAAUAAACUAGACUUUCAGUUUC
Macadamia integrifolia is the source of this 2265-nucleotide messenger RNA. Its product is annotated as cleavage stimulating factor 64-like. Gene Ontology annotation, cellular component: mRNA cleavage and polyadenylation specificity factor complex. The transcript has 10 exons. The coding region runs from base 185 to 1864 and encodes 559 amino acids. The record is from RefSeq and is a predicted model, not a curated record. Gene Ontology annotation, biological process: mRNA 3'-end processing. Gene Ontology annotation, molecular function: mRNA binding. Lineage: Eukaryota; Viridiplantae; Streptophyta; Magnoliopsida; Proteales; Proteaceae.